Molecule: messenger RNA, 1081 nt
Organism: Microdochium trichocladiopsis
Lineage: Eukaryota; Fungi; Ascomycota; Sordariomycetes; Xylariales; Microdochiaceae
Exons: 7
Coding region: 150-935 (261 amino acids)
Source: RefSeq, a predicted model, not a curated record
CGUCGUGAUUCCUUCUCUCCUCCUCCAAGCCAUCGUCAACCUGUAAGUGCUCCUCGCCGGCCGCAUCGAAGUCGCGCGGCUCCAGCGUCACUGUCGAGGGCUUCAAGCUAACCUCCUUCGCAGCAGUCGCAGCAGGAACAACAACAACGAUGGACCCCAACCCUCUCAAGCGCACCCUCCCCGGGGACGUGGAGGACGAGGCGCACGCGCGGCUCGGAACCGUCGCCGCCGGUGCCUCUGCGGUCAUGGGCGAGGCAGGAGAGUUGCUGCAUCUCCAGCAGCAGCAGCAAGCUCCCCCGGCCCCCCGGACCCCCUCGCCGCCUCCACAAGUGGACGGCCCGUCCUCGCCUUCGGCGUCGACGAAGAGCCAUCAAAACUGUAAGGCCCGUGGACGCCAUCGAUACGGCGCAGGGCUGGCCUGGCACCGAUUCGGUGUCGAUAAGGUGGAGAUGCCCAAUGUGCACAACUGUGCUGCAUCUACCGAGAGCAGGAGUCGCACGAGGCAAAGCUCACACGUCAGAGUCCAUUCACAGCCAGGUGGUGCUCCCCCCGUUGGCCACCCUCAAGAUGGCGCGCUGGAAUCUGCUGUCGAAGAACCUAGCCUGUGCGAAAGAGGGCUGGGAGAUCGCGGUGUUCUAGGAGUCGUUAUGCCAAACGGAGAGCGGAGAUGUGAAUCACUCUGGGCUAGGGGAUUAAGCUCCAACAGCUGGAAAUGGCGCCGUUGGCUGGGUGAAGCUGGCUCUGGCGUGGCAGGAGCGGGUCCACGCCGUGCCUUCCCGGGAAGCUCAGAAGGCAUGGAGGCCAUGACUGCGCUGCCCCGUCAUCGUUCACCUCAGCGUAUUGAUGCUGACUGCUCGCGUUGGUACCAAGCUCCCUGGUACAGAUUCGCGCCUCAGUGCGCCAGCGACACCCUGAGCCACGGCGCUACACCGUGAGUGAGAACAAACACAGGUCAAGUGCCCGCUGCUCGUUGGCGAGAACGCAAAUAUGCAGCCGCGUCCACGUGCACCUCGAACGCCAGCGCAAUGCUCCCCUCUAGAAACAGCCUGCGAACGCGUACAGCCAGGAUGCUUCGAGGGCA